UUCUCGUUUCCUUCGAAGUUUCUACAAGCAUAGAUCUCCACUAAUUGAAACAGCAUAAAGAUGGUGGCCCAUUCUAGAAUUCUUCUCUCUAAGUGUUCCGAGUUCCGUAGAGAAGGUGAAUUUAUCGACGUACGUUUAAAAGUGGGUGAUACACUUUUCCCAGCUCACCGAGUUGUUCUUGCGUCGUAUAGCGAUUAUUUCCGCGCCAUAUUUACUGAUGGGAAAGAAGCGAACCAGGAACUGAUCGAACUGAACGAAAAAAGAAUUUCACCGGAGAUAUUCAAGAUCAUUAUGGACUUCAUCUACAGUGGUGACCUUCAUGUCAACCAGAAGAGCGUAUUUGAGGUUCUUCUCACAGCUAGUCAGCUUCAAAUCGCGUGUGUUGUUGAACUUUGUUGUGAUUUCCUAAAGAAGGAGUUCAUAGAAAACGGAAUUGACCUGAAGAACUACUCCAUGCUGUGUGCAGUCGCCGAAAGACUCGGUCUGACAGAUCUGCAAGAGGCCGCAGAGGCCAAGAUGGCAUCCAUUUACAAAGAUGUUUGCGAAAGUAAAGAAUUCCUUACUCAUAUCAGUGCAGAUCAAUUACUCAGCCUUCUUGGUCGAGAUGAUCUCAAUUCACCCUCUGAAGCUUUCGUCUUCAAAUCAGUGAUGAAGUGGAUCAGAUACAAAGGGGAAGAGAGGAUGCCAGUUGCUGGGAAAGUUAUCGGAGCUGUUCGUCUGGGGCUAGUAGACGUGAAGAUUGUGAUUAAAGAGUUGAAAACAGAAGAAAUGCAGCGAGUUCCCGAGGUAAACAUACAUCUGCAAGAAUCCAUGAUGCAUCACUGCAUGCCUUCACAUGAAUUUGCUGAAGAGAAAAUGAAACCAAGAUCAAUGCGUCCGAUUCUCGUGGCCAUCCAUCCCACUCGAGAUUUAAGGAGCGAAACAUUUGCAAAUGAGCGAAUGACCAGAGGCAAAGUAGAGGAGAAAGCGGUAAGCACCAAGUGCUUGACUUUCCCUUGUCAUCAGUCCAAAGAGGCUUUGGCUCAAUAUUUUGAUGUUGACACCAAAUUGUGGAAGCCUUUGGCAUCGGUUGCUCAGCUGAGUGAAAUAACUAAUAGAUGUUAUUCUGCAGAAUUAAUCGGAAAUUACCUGUAUGUACUCACAGAGGCGCAUCAGCAAUUGAUGUUCCCUACAUAUGUGGUAUACCGUUAUCACAUAUUAAAUAACACGUGGGAGAAACUUCCAGAGUUGAAUGUCGAACCGUAUAGCGCGCCUGACAUCUGCUUAUGCUCAGUCAGUGAAUAUUUGUAUGUCAUUACUCAAUCAAAUCCUCCCCAAAGGUACGAUUUGAGCAAUAACGUUUGGCAAGCUGGGGAAAAGUUGAAUUUUCCCCAACAUGAAGGAUUUUUCCAAUCUGUUGCGGCGACAGUAAUGAAUUGUAAAAUAUAUGUAAUUCAUGGUUGUAAAGAUCGUGAGAACGUCGACAAACCAGCGGUAGUGCAUUGUUUUGACCCAGAGAAAAAUGAAUGGGAACGUAAAGCUUCGACCUGCCAUCCUCAUUUUGGGUCUAGUAUUUUUGUAGUCAAUAACAGACUAUGUGUGGCAGGGGGUUUCAAUUCAAGAGGAGUUUCACCUGUGGAAUUGUAUGACAAACGUAAGGACACCUGGUCUGUUGUGGAGCAGAAACAUAUCCCGCACAACGACUUAGGUGCGUUUGAAAUUGAAAGGAGGGUGUAUUUCUUAAUUAACAAUUUUCCUAUUGACAGUGGUAUUAGAAUUCCUCCGGAGGAAAAUUAUCCUGUCCACUUAGGUGAAUGGGAAAACUUAGCAAAAAUGGUAGCCCAUUCUAGAAUUCUUCUCUCUAAGUGUUCCGAGUUCCGUAGAGAAGGUGAAUUUAUCGACGUACGUUUAAAAGUGGGUGAUACACUUUUCCCAGCUCACCGAGUUGUUCUUGCGUCGUAUAGCGAUUAUUUCCGCGCCAUAUUUACCGAUGGGAAAGAAGCGAACCAGGAAGUGAUCGAACUGAAAGAUAAAAGCAUUUCACCGGCGAUAUUCAAUAUCGUUAUGGACUCCAUCUACACUGGCAAUCUUCAUGUCAACCAGAAGAGCGUAUUUGAGGUUCUUCUCACAGCUAGUCAGCUUCAAAUCGCGAGUGUUGUUCAACUGUGUUGUGAUUUCGUAAAGAAGGAAUUCAUAGAAAACGGAAUUGACCUGAAGAACUACUCCGUGCUGUGUGCAGUCGCCGAAAGACUCGGUCUGAGAGAUCUGCAAGAGGCCGCAGAGGCCAAGAUGGCAUCCAUUUACAAAGAUGUUUGCGAAAGUAAAGAAUUCCUUACUCAUAUAAAUGCAGAUCAACUACACAGCCUUCUUGGUCGAGAUGAUCUCAAUUCACCCUCUGAAGCUUUCGUCUUCAAAUCAGUGAUGAAGUGGAUCAAAUACAAAGGGGAAGAGAGGAUGCCAGUUGCUGGAAAAGUUAUCGGAGCUGUUCGUCUGGGACUGGUAGACGUGAAGAUUGUGAUUGAGGAGUUGAAAACAGAAGAAAUGCAGCGAGUUCCCGGGGUUAACAUACAUCUGCAAGAAUCCAUGAUGCAUCACUAUAUGCCUUCACAUGAAUUUGCUGCAGAGAAAAUGAAACCAAGAUCGAUGUGUCCGGUUCUCGUGGCCAUCCAUCCUACUCGAGAUUUAAGGAGUGAAACAUUUGUAAAGGAUCGAGAGACCGGAGGCAAAAUAGAGGAGAAAGCGGCAAACACCAAGUGCUCGACUUUCCCCUGUCAUCAGUCCGAAGACUCCUUGGCUCAAUAUUUUGAUGUUGACACCAAAUUGUGGAAGCCUUUGGCAUCGGUUGCUCAGCUGGGUGAAAUAACUGAUUUAUGUUAUUCUGCAGAACUGAUUGGAAAUUACCUGUAUGUAGUCACAGAGGUGCAACAGCAACAGGAGUGCCACGAAUAUGUUGUAUACCGUUAUCAUAUAUUAAAUAACACGUGGGAGAAACUUCCAAAGUUGAAUGAUAUAAGGGAACGCAAAGACGAAUUGCACAGCCCGCCUAAAAUCUGCUUAUGCUCAGUCAGUGAAUAUUUGUAUGUCAUUACUCAAUCAAAUCCUCCCCAAAGGUACGAUUUGAGCAAUGACAUUUGGCAAGCUGGGGAAUGGUUGAAUUCUUUCGAAGUUGGAGGAAUUUUCCAUUCUGUUGCGGCGACGGUAAUGAAUUGUAAAAUAUAUGUAAUUCAUGGCUUUUACGAACAGGAUUUCAGUUUUAUGGAAUCUACCGACAAACCAGCGGUAGUUCAUUGUUUUGACCCAGAGAAAAAUGAAUGGGAACGUAAAGCUUCGACCUGCCAUCCUCAUUUUGGGGCUAGUAUUUUUGUAGUCAAUAACAGACUAUGUGUGGCGGGGGGUUCCAAUUCAAGCAGAUAUUUUUCAGGGUGGUGUCCACCUGUGGAAUUGUAUGACAAACGUAAGGACACCUGGUCUGUUGUGGAGCAGAAACGUAUCCCGCCCAACAACUUAGGUGCGUUUGAAAUUGAAAGGAGGGUGUAUUUCUUAAUUAACAAUUUUCCUAUUGACAGUGGUAUUAGAAUUCCUCCGGAGGAAAAUUUUCCUGUCCACUUAGGUGAAUGGGAAAACUUGGCAAAAGUAAGUAAAAACGCAGUUUUGUGUUAUUUGCCUGUCAAGAAAGAAAACUUGAGCUAUGAGCUAUCUAGCUGUGGAAUUGGGGGCCCAUCCAUCUGUGGAAUUGUAUGACAAACGUAAGGACACCUGGUCUGUUGUGGAGCAGAAACGUAUCCCGCCCAACAACUUAGGUGCGUUUGAAAUUGAGAGGAGAGUGUAUUUCUUAAUUAACAAUUUUCCAAUUGACAGUGGUAUUAGAAUUCCUCCGGAGAAAAUUGAAAACUGGCAAAGGCCAACGGAUCAAAAAUUAAAGUGAUCUCAGUUUUGCAAAGGCUUAUGAGUAUGAUACUUUAACGCUCUGAUCGCUUUUAUUGUACCUUGUAAUAUUUACUAA
Pocillopora verrucosa is the source of this 3982-nucleotide messenger RNA. The record is from RefSeq and is a predicted model, not a curated record. NCBI's taxonomy places the organism in Eukaryota, Metazoa, Cnidaria, Anthozoa, Scleractinia, Pocilloporidae.